Molecule: messenger RNA, 2845 nt
Organism: Sipha flava (yellow sugarcane aphid)
Lineage: Eukaryota; Metazoa; Arthropoda; Insecta; Hemiptera; Aphididae
Product: ATP-binding cassette sub-family G member 4-like
Cellular component (GO): plasma membrane
Molecular function (GO): ABC-type transporter activity; ATP hydrolysis activity; ATP binding
Source: RefSeq, a predicted model, not a curated record
UAGUUCAUUCUAACCGUUCAAACGCGACUUGGCAGACGCGCGCGCAGAUACUGUUCGCGAGUACGGAGUGGCGUACACACACGACCCGCGGUGAAAUACUCGACCAUUGUCAUUGCAGUAUCAUCGUUGUUGCCAUAAUCGGAUCAGUCCGGAUAAAAUAUUAGUGAAAAGACACGCUACAAAUAAAUAAUAAUAAUCAUCUGCUAUAUUUUAUAUGAAUAAGGUUCGCGAAUUUCGUCCGGUGCACAAUCCGCGUCCCAUGGUGAAACUUUGAAUUUCAAAUAACUUACGAUCGCUGUUGUUUAACGUUACUCAUUAUUCGUACGGAAAUCCUGCACGUCGCAACGCGAUGACCACCGAAGAGAAGCAAGCCGCGAUGGCCCGCGUUAAGAGCACCGUGUCGUUCGCGGACAUGGUUGACGAUCAAGAUGUAGGAGUCGACGGUGAUGAUGGUGACGAGGGGCACCAGGAUCAGGACGAAGAGGAAAUGCUGCUAAACGAUACAACCAGGACUCGGGUGUUCAGCGUAUCCAAAGACCGCCCGAUCACCAGAAUCCCGACCCGAGUCGAGAUGAAGACGUUGACGCACAAGGCGAAAAGGCCUGCCGUCGACAUCGAAUUCCACGAUCUGACUUACGCCGUCAACACCACAGCCGGACAAAGAACGAUACUAAAAGGCAUAAAUGGGUUUUUCCGCUCCGGACACCUGACCGCCAUAAUGGGUCCUUCCGGUGCAGGGAAAAGUUCACUGAUGAACAUUCUCGCUGGAUACGUGAGUAGUGAUAUCAAAGGACAAAUUCUUACAAAUGGACAUCCUAGAAACAUGCAACUAUUUAAAAAACUCUCUAGUUACAUAAUGCAAGAAGACUUGCUGCAACCCAGACUUACAGUCAUAGAAUCGUUGAGUUAUGCAGCGCGAUUAAAAAUUGGCCGGGAACUGUCUAAAGAAGACAAAAAAAAAAGUUCGUCUUUAAAUGCCUGGAAAAAGAGAAUUCACUUUGUCCAAAAUCGAAAUUUUUUCUUUGAGGGAAAGAUCUUUUCGACAUGUUUGAAAACAUUCACGAUCGAGUUGAAAUUCACGGUGAACGAGGUACUGGAAUUAUUGGGGGUAUCGGUGUGCCGUAACACUUACGUGGAGAAAUUGUCCGGAGGUCAGCGCAAGCGUUUGUCUGUCGCCCUUGAAUUAGUCAACAAUCCACCGGUGAUAUUUCUAGACGAGCCCACCACUGGGCUGGACAUAGUAGCGAUCAAACAGUGCGUUACCCUGUUGGUCGAUCUCGCUAAACAAGGAAGGACCGUGGUGUGCACCAUACACCAGCCCAGCUCAUCCUUAUACCACAUGUUUGACCACGUAUACAUGCUGGCCAGAGGAUCUUGCAUAUACAACGGAUCACCCAGACAGUUAGUUCCGUUCCUUGCCCAAAUCGGACACGUUUGCAAACCCACAUAUAACCCGGCUGAUUUCGUUUUCGAAGUGUUAGACAACGAUACAAUAGUUGAGCUAACCAAAGAGAUACAAAACGGAAAAAUGAUAUUAUGUGAUGAUUUAGACGAGAUGGAAAAAAACGUUUCAACCUCUAAACUUUGUCGGAAUGAAACGCUAAUUGCAUUACCGCCAGUCUUCGACGAUCACAAAUCACAAAUCAAGGAAUCCGAUUUAGAAUACCCGUCAUCGUUCUCAACGCAGUUUUCCAUAUUAUUGGAAAGGAAAACCAAACAGUUCAUUAGAAAUAAGAUUGGUCUAUGGAUAUCGUUCUUCCAUCAUGCUUUUUCAGCGUUACUUAUCGGCAGCAUUUACUACGGGAUCGGUUUGGACGGUAGCCACCCAUUCGAGAACUUUAAGUUUUGCAUCAGUGUUGUCGUCUUCUUCGUUUAUACUCACAUCAUGGGACCAGUACUCACGUUUCCGUCGGAAGUCAAAUUACUGCGGCGAGAAUAUUUUAAUCGUUGGUACAGUCUUAAAUCGUACUUCUUCGCGUCUAUGAUUACAUCCUUGCCGAGUAUGUUAUUAUUUGGAUCGCUAUUCAUUUUCAUCGUAUACUUCUUGUCCGCUCAACCGAUAGAGUGGAUAAGGUUCACCCAAUUCAUGGGCGUUGGACUGUUUACCGGCUACAUAUCCGAAGGAUUAGGUGUCCUCAUUGGAUCAUCAGUAAAUAACGCUACGGGCGCGGUGAUGACGCCAGCCCUGUUGGCACCGAUGCUCGCGCUGGCCGUGUACGGCAUGGGUUACGGGCUGGUCAUCGAGCCGUUGAUGGAGACGCUGAUGGCUACCAGCUUCCUACGGUACUCGCUGGUGGGCAUAUUGACGUCGCUGUUCGGCGACGGCCGCGCCGACUUGGCGUGCAACAAGGCUGACCUUUAUUGUCACUACAAGAACCCGGACCUGCUGCUCCGGGAUCUGGGAAUGAGCGGCCGGUCCAUCACCAACCAGUUCAUCGGGCUCACCGUGUUUGGCGUGCUCUUCCGGGUGGCCGCGUACUACGCCAUCAAACUCAGGAUGAUGAACCAACCGCUCAGGAAGAUACCGCUCUACUUCAAAAAGUUCCUGCGCGGCUAAGCAAGGCCCUGCACAGUCGUUGUCGCCGUCGUACGGAUGAUCGGUAAUCGGGGAAAUUAGACUGCAGUGUCCAUCGACUAAUAAUGGAGGGCAAGAGGCCAAACCCGCGGCUUGUUGUCGUUUUAAUUUAUUAUUAUUUUUAUAAUUCUUAUAAUUAUUAUUUUUUUUACUUAUACACGACAGCCAGGUCUAAACUCUAUCAAUGGCGAGUGGCAAAAUUGAUAAUUAUUUCAUAAUGAUUAUUUUUAUAUAUAUUUUUUUUUUUCAUCAUAAUCAUACACAACAUAU